This is a messenger RNA of Ceratotherium simum simum (southern white rhinoceros), 2193 nucleotides long. RefSeq names its product matrix metallopeptidase 15 (gene MMP15). NCBI's taxonomy places the organism in Eukaryota, Metazoa, Chordata, Mammalia, Perissodactyla, Rhinocerotidae. Gene Ontology annotation, molecular function: metalloendopeptidase activity; zinc ion binding. Gene Ontology annotation, biological process: collagen catabolic process; proteolysis; extracellular matrix organization. Gene Ontology annotation, cellular component: extracellular matrix. The record is from RefSeq and is a predicted model, not a curated record.
GGCUGGGCGGGCAGCCUCCUUGGCGGCCGGGAGGCGGCGGCGCGGCCGCGGCUACUGCUGCUGCUGCUGGUGCUUCUGGGCUGCCUGGGCCGCGGCGCGGCGGCGGAGGACGCAGAAGUCAACGCCGAGAACUGGCUGCGGCUCUACGGCUACCUGCCCCAGCCCAGCCGCCACAUGUCCACCAUGCGCUCCGCCCAGAUCCUGGCCUCCGCCCUCGCCGAGAUGCAGCGCUUCUACGGGAUCCCUGUCACGGGCGUGCUCGACGAAGAGACCAAGGCGUGGAUGAAGCGGCCCCGCUGCGGGGUGCCGGACCAGUUCGGGGUGCGCGUGAAGGCCAAUCUGCGGCGGCGGCGGCGGCGCUAUGCCCUCACUGGCAGGAAGUGGAACAACCACCACCUGACCUUCAGCAUCCAGAACUACACGGAGAAGCUGGGCUGGUACCACUCGCUGGAGGCGGUGCGCAGGGCCUUCCGCGUGUGGGAGCAGGCCACGCCCCUGGUCUUCCAGGAGGUGCCCUACGAGGACAUCCGGCUGCGGCGGCAGAAGGAGGCCGACAUCAUGGUACUCUUCGCCUCCGGCUUCCACGGCGACAGCUCACCGUUUGACGGCACCGGCGGCUUUCUGGCCCACGCCUAUUUCCCUGGCCCUGGGCUGGGUGGGGAUACCCAUUUCGAUGCCGAUGAGCCCUGGACCUUCUCCAGCACUGACCUGCAUGGGAACAGCCUCUUCCUAGUAGCAGUGCACGAGCUGGGCCACGCACUGGGGCUGGAGCACUCGAGCAACCCCAGUGCCAUCAUGGCGCCCUUCUACCAGUGGAUGGACACUGACAACUUCCAGUUGCCUGAGGACGACCUCCGGGGCAUCCAGCAGCUCUACGGCACCCCAGAUGGUCAGCCACAGCCCACCCGGCCCCUCCCCACUGUGACUCCACGGCGGCCAGGCCGGCCAGACCAUCGGCCCCCCAGACCCCCGCAGCCACCACCCCCAGGUGGGAAGCCAGAGCGGCCCCCGAAGCCAGGCCCACCGGUCCAGCCCCGAGCCACAGAGCGGCCCGACCAGUACGGCCCCAACAUCUGCGACGGGGACUUUGACACGGUGGCCAUGCUGCGUGGGGAGAUGUUCGUGUUCAAGGGCCGCUGGUUCUGGCGGGUCCGGCACAACCGCGUCCUGGACAACUAUCCCAUGCCCAUCGGGCACUUCUGGCGUGGUCUGCCCGGUGACAUCAGUGCUGCCUACGAGCGCCAAGACGGGCGUUUUGUCUUUUUCAAAGGUGACCGCUACUGGCUCUUCCGAGAAGCGAACCUGGAGCCCGGCUACCCACAGCCGCUGACCAGCUAUGGCCUGGGCAUCCCCUACGACCACAUCGACACGGCCAUCUGGUGGGAGCCCACGGGUCACACCUUCUUCUUCCAAGAGGACAGGUACUGGCGCUUCAAUGAGGAGACGCAGCGUGGAGACCCGGGCUACCCCAAGCCCAUCAGUGUCUGGCAGGGGAUCCCCACCGCCCCUAAAGGGGCCUUCCUGAGCAACGAUGCAGCCUACACCUACUUCUACAAGGGCACCAAAUACUGGAAAUUCGACAACGAGCGUCUGCGGAUGGAGCCUGGCUACCCCAAGUCCAUCCUGCGGGACUUCAUGGGCUGCCAAGAGCACGUGGAGCCGGGACCCCGAUGGCCCGACGUGGCCCGCCCGCCCUUCAACCCCGACGGGGGUGCAGAGCCCGGGGCGGGCGGUGACAGCGAGGAGGGCGAGGAGGGCCACGAGGCGGGCCCGGGCGGCGGAGAGGGGGACUUUGGGGUGGGGCCGGACAAGGACGGGGGCAGCCGCGUGGUGGUGCAGAUGGAGGAGGUGACCCGGACGGUGAACAUGGUGAUGGUGCUCGUGCCCCCGCUGCUGCUGCUCCUCUGCGUCCUGGGCCUCACCUACGCCCUGGUGCAGAUGCAGCGCAAGGGCGCGCCCCGCAUGCUCCUCUACUGCAAGCGCUCUCUGCAGGAGUGGGUCUGACGCCCCGCCCCGCCCGCUCUUCACGGUGCUAGGGGGCCUGGGCUGGCCGUGGCGCCUGUGGUUCCGAGGUGGCUCCUGGGGCUCCCAGCAAGAGCCUUACAGCGGCUCCCUCAGCCCCUGGGUGGGGGCCCCUCCGGGCCUUCCAACAUCCCCGCCAGCCCUGCCUCCAUUGUUUAUUUAUGCCCAGGU